AUGGCUACAUGGGCACAUGGCUGUCUCCAAUAUGUGGUCUCCUGGUUUAUGCAUAUGACUGCUACGGAAAGACCAGCAACAGCUUACCAAAGACUAAUGGAGGGCAAAUGCCUAAGCUGCGUGGACCACGUGCGGCCUGCUGAGCUGCCUAGCUCACAAGGACCUGAGGGGGAGCGGCUGCCGGGGGAUGGUGCCAGCUGCUCAGCUCCUGAUGACCAGCGCCGUAUCAGUGAUGACGGAGCGUCAACGCACAGCAUUAAUCCAUUCCAAGAGGAUCCAGUGGAAACAGAAGGCAUGCUCAGAGCACCUCGCUACUACCGGGGGAUAUACUGUCCCUCAAUCACAAAUAGUUUUAAGAAUAAAGCAGUAGAGUUAUCAUACCAAAGAUAUUCGCGGAGGCAGCGACAGAAGUCACUUAUAAUGGUGAACGUUGUCGAUUUAGCACUUAAGCCAAAACUGUUUCAUUUAAACUACAUGGCUCAACCAUGUUCUGUUCGACAAGAUAACUCAACUAAUUUCAAGCCACGUCAAGGGGCCGCAAAUCUUGAAAAACAAAUGCAACGACAAACGCGGUAG
Messenger RNA from Spodoptera exigua (beet armyworm), 576 nucleotides. NCBI's taxonomy places the organism in Eukaryota, Metazoa, Arthropoda, Insecta, Lepidoptera, Noctuidae. The record is from the annotation of a GenBank genome assembly.